Messenger RNA from Malaclemys terrapin pileata, 9032 nucleotides. RefSeq names its product LSM11, U7 small nuclear RNA associated (gene LSM11). Gene Ontology annotation, cellular component: U7 snRNP. Lineage: Eukaryota; Metazoa; Chordata; Testudines; Emydidae. The record is from RefSeq and is a predicted model, not a curated record. Gene Ontology annotation, molecular function: U7 snRNA binding. The transcript has 4 exons. Gene Ontology annotation, biological process: mRNA 3'-end processing by stem-loop binding and cleavage. Bases 19 to 1059 code for a protein of 346 amino acids.
GCCCGGCCCGAGCGGAGCAUGGAGCAGGCGGCCGGUGCGGAGCCGCGGCGGUGGCGGCGGCGCUCGGGCUCCAGCCCCGAGCCCGAGCCCGGCCGGUCUCCCAGCCCCAGCCGCCUGGACGUGAGCUCGGCCCGCUUCGACCCGCUGCUGGCGCUGUACUCGGCCCGCACGCCGCUGCCCUUCCCCGGCGCGCCCUGCUUCAACAACCUGGCCGAGUACGAGAGCUUCCAGCGGGGCCUGCGCCGCCCGGCCGCCCGCCGGGGCCCGCCCGCCGCCCGCCGCGCCCGCCGCCGCGCGCCCGCCGCCGACCCCGAGCGCCUCCAGCGCCUCCGCAGCCUCAUGGUGCCCCGGGACCCCGAGCGCGAGGCGGCGGCUCGCGGCCGGGCCGGGCCCCGCCGGGCCCCGCGCAACGUCCUCACCAGGAUGCCGCUUCAUGAAGGCAGCCCUCUUGGCGAGCUACAUCGUUGUGUCAGAGAUGGUGUAAAAGUCAAUGUCCACAUCCGAACUUUCAAGGGGCUGCGAGGAGUCUGCACAGGGUUUUUGGUUGCGUUCGACAAAUUCUGGAAUAUGGCCUUGACAGAUGUAGAUGAGACCUACAGAAAGCCUGUACUGGGCAAAGCGUUCUACAGUGAACCUCAGCUGACUCUUACCAGGCUGUUUGACAGACUCAAACUGCAGGAGUCCUUGAUCAAGAAGGGAGCUGACUCGAGGACUGCAGCAGAGGAGCUAGCCCUGACAAAUGAAUCCAAGACGUUUGGACGGAAAGCUGGGUCAGGACGGGGGAGAGCAGAGGACGAGUGUGGGAUGCAGAAAUUUUUGAGUGGAGCUGAAGAAAAGAAGACAACUAAUGACAACUUGCAUCUGGCAGUCAGGAAUAAGGCUGACCUGCCAAGCAGGACUGCCCAGACAGAGGGUACUAGUGCAGGGGGUGCUAAUGCAAAAGGCCAGCCACGGAAAAAACGGAGGCCCAAAGUGGAUUAUCAGCAGGUCUUUACACGUCAUAUAAACCAGAUAUUUAUCCGAGGAGAGAAUGUCUUGCUUGUUCAUUUAGCACAUUGACUUGGCCGAGCCUUAGUCAGUAUAUUUAACGCAUAGCAUGAAUUGCAGCUACAGCUCUGUGCUACUUAGCAUUGUUGUGAAGUACCGUGAUAUCAUAACUGGUUCCCUUCCUUCAGCCAUAACAGGAUAGGGGAAAUUGCUGCAUCUUGAGCCAGCCGCCAGAUCAGCCUCGCUAGACCUCUUCCAUUCAAGGGGUUGAAGGCAAGUUCAGCAAGAGUUUGCUUCUGCAAGAUGAGGAAAUGAGAAGAAUCCUCAAGGCAGGACAGGAGGCUUCUUAACAGGCUAAAUGUAAGAGGGUUGAGGGGUGACAUCGGUGUGCUUGGUUAUGGGACAAAAUAGUCACCCCACAUUUAAAGAGCAUGCGACUCAGCAUACAAGUCUAAAAUCAGUGACCAAUGCUAAAUACUGUCUCAUAAUUGCAAGAGACAUUGGUUUCUAAUGAAACCAACAACUUAUGUAAUAUUAGUAGUUAAUUUAAAGUCUGGCAAAGAAUAACUCUUGUAUCUUAAUUUGUAAGGGAAUUAACAGCCUAUGCAAAAGAGGGACAACUGCAAUGGCGUUAACCAUCCGUGUCCUGCUGUGGCGGGCACAGCUCUGUAAAUGCACCCCAACCCUGAGCUGCAGCACCCUCUGUUGUCCAAGCCUGUCUUUUGAACAAAGACUGAAUGUUGAGGUGGUCUGAUGUAUCUAAAUAAGGAGGGGUGGGGGUGGGGGAAACCCUCUUUGUCAGGAUUUGAACUUGUGUCCAUUGGCAUAGCUUGUGCUUUUCCCCACUUGCCUUGCUUUCUGCCUGCACCACCAGCCAGCAGUUAAAGUAGUCAAUCCAAUAACUUUCUUACUGGGAACUUCUACAUGAAACACAAGAAAUCAUACUCCAGUCUUUUGUAUUUAUCAGCCAUUUGCCACAGUCUCACAUUGCACUGUUAUACUAUGUACUUUUCUUGUCAGAUUUGAAAAAUAGCUUGUACUUAGCACAGUUGUACUGUAUCGAAGCGCCUUUGACGUUCCCUCUAUUGAAAUGUGAGAUGCUGCCUCUCCAGCAGUUCUAAGGGGAACACAAGUCUUAGUGAUUCUUUCUGGAUAGUAUAUCUUUAUGAAUGAUGCUCCCUCUAAUUCCAGUUGAAUUGAAUUUCAGAGGUGUACUUAAUGUUUCUAUGAAACAUAACAAUUAGUGCUAAGCCCCAGCAAAUCAGUGGUUUAAUUUCAGUAGUGUUCCCCCUCCUUGUAUCUAAAUCACUGAAGAAUAGCCUCAAACCACUGCAAUGUAUAAACUGUUCAACAGCUAUUGGUAAAUUCCUAGAGCCUAAGGCUGGAAGGGACCAUUAGGUCAUCUAGUCUGAUCUCUUGGCAUAUGACACACUGAUUGGGAGAGUGGUAAAUAAUGAAAAGGACAGUCACUGAUUGAGUGAUUUGGAUCACUUGGUAAACUGGGUGCCAGCAAACAAGCAUUUUAAGAUGGCUAAGCGUAAAUGUAUACAUCUAGGAACAAAGAAUGUACCUCAUUCAGGAUGAGGUGACUAUCCUGGGAAGCAGUGACAUUGAAAAAGAUUCGGGGGUCAUGACGGAUAAUCACCUGAACACGAGCUCCCAGUGUGACGCUGUGGCCAAAAGAGUAAUGCAAUCGUGGGAUGCAUAAAUGGGUAUCUUGAGUAGCAGAGAGAUUAUUUUUACCUCUGUAUUUGGCAUUGGUGCGACUGCUGCUGGAAUACUGUGUUUUCCAGGGCCAACAAUUCAAGAAGGAUGUUGAUAAAUUGGAGAGGGUUCAGAAAAGAGCCAUGAGAAUGAUUAAAGAUUAGAAAACCUGCCUUCUUGUGAUAGACUCCAAGAGCUUGAUCUCUUUAGCUUAACAAAGAGAAGGUUAAGAAGUGACUUGAUUACAGUUUGAGUAACAAAUAUUUAAUAAUGGGCUCCUCAGUUUAUUAGCGAAAGGUACAACAUGAUCCAAUGGCUGGAAGUGGAAGCUAGACAAAUUCAGAUUGGAAAUAAGGUGUAAAUUUUUAACAGUGAGUAAUUAACCACUGGAACAAUGUAUCAAGGUUUGUGGUGGAUUCCCUAUCAUUAACCAUUUUUAAAAUCAAGAAUAGCUGUCUUCUAGAGCAGAUCUUUAGCCAUUAUUUUGGGGCAGUUCUCUGGCCUGCGUUCUACAGGAGGUCAGACUAGAUGACCACAGUGGUCCCUUCUGGCCUUGGGAUCUAUAUCAUAGGCCAUUACAUUUCUCCUGUAUUGAUCUCAGUUAUCUGAUGCUGCAUAGCAACUUCCCCACUAAAAAUUAAGAUUAAGACUGUCCAGCAUUCUGAUGCAAGAACAACUUAAUGCUUUAUACCCUGAGUCAUAAUGCAAUAAAAAGUCAGUCCUGGAAUUUACUGGUUAUAUAAAACCAUAGGAGUAUAAUUUUGCUGUUAAAAGUGAUGUAUAAAUUGUUUAUAAUUAGGAAUACAUCUAAUACACAGGAGUUUCUGGACAUUCAAAACCGCCUUUUGUCUGGGGUGCUGUUUGAAACUUCUGAAGACCUUUCAAAUAAAGCACCUAUUGGGGCUUGGAUGACUGAUAGGAUAAGUCUCAGAGUUGCCAGUUCAAAUCCAGUCUGCAAUAAUAAGGACUGAAAAUGAAAUGGAAUUAAUCACUGUCACUGAAGACUGUAGUGGGAAUAAACCAAAUUCAAUAAGAUUCUGCCUAAUCUCAGAAUUUGGGCACUGAAAAGACUUCUCUGGUCUCAGGCUCUGUCCAUCCCUCUUUUGAGCUAUUUUCCCUAUUCUUAAAAAGCCUUCUAUUGAUUCUUCCUUCUCCCUGCAGUCCUUUCUAAAAUCUUGGAGCAGAAAUCUUAUUUUCAUAUUUGCCCUUAAUUCACUCAGCCUUUCCAGUUUGGCUUUCUAUCAGGUCACUUUAUUGUUGCUUGAGGUUGCAGCCAAAAAUUUUACUUCUGUUCUUGACUUCUCAGCAUCUGAGAGUCACUGACUUCUUUUUUUCAUUGCCUCAGUUGUUUUUUCUGACUGUAGUCCAAUGAUUUUCUUAUCUCGUUUUGUUAUUUAGGGUAUCCUGGGACAACCAUUUCUCUGUCUCAGCCAAAGGGCUCUGUUCUUGGUCCCCUAGUCUUUCUUCCAACUCACUCGCUGGGUGUGAUCAUCUCUGUUCAGGCCCAAUCAUAGGGUAACAUUUAGUUGUGUUCUUUCCUUUCCUUUUUCUCAUAUACCCAUAAUUCUUUCUACCUUGCUUGAGUCCAUUUCCACUUGGACUAAAGCCACUUGCCUUAAAUUAGAUAUGAUGAAGAUGAAUGUUCUCUCUUCAUCUCCACUGCUUACUUGUUGAUAAUACUCCCAUCAAUCUGGUUGCUGCUGCUUCUAUGAGUCUUGAUAUCUUCAACUAACAACUUUUUUCCACCCUUUUCUCUUGUUUAGAAGGUGAUAUCUGCAAGGUUUAACAUCUCUCUGUAGGCUUCUUAUUUACAUUACAGUAAAAAUCCUCAUUCUUGAGUUGCUUGUUUUGUGCCUUGAUUUCUGCAUUGCUAUCGAUCUGCUUUUUCAAAAUCUCGUCCGCCACCUCAGUUGACUAACCACCCAAUACAUGUACUGUUUUGCUCUCUCUCACCAUUCAUGUUGCUGCUGCUUUCAUUUCAAUGUCUUGCGGUCCAUCUGUGCUGUCAAUUUAAAAAUUCUUUCUUACAGUUCAGUGCUUGAUCUGGUCCUUCUUCCUUUAAUUGCCCCUUUCAUAUCUGCACAGGUUUCUAAAUAUUGUCCUCUUCUUGCUAUAGUCCUAGAGCUGGCACUUUCUUCUCCUCCUCUUUCUGAUACUCUGUGAUUUUAAAACCCAUCUGCAAAAUUUUCUUAUGAACUUUUGUCUCUUGUGAGUGUAAGGUACAGGUGAAGGUGCUGUGCUUCUGGUUCUCCUUGUGGACAGGGCAGGAACUGUUUCCACCGUUUUCCUUCUGUGAUAUCAGCUGUCGCUUAAAUGUGGCUCUUGUAUUAGAAUAAAUGGAUCCAAAAAAAUGGAACCAGCUUUAAUAGAAAGUGUAAAAUGUUUGUUCCUGUUCUAAACAGAUUAGCCUAUCUGUAGAUGGCUCACUAAAGGUUUUCAUUGUUAUCUCCUGCCAGGUAUUUUUUACUGGGUGUCUAAUCUAUUCAUUCUCCAUGGCCACGUUCACUAUUUCUAGGUAUGAGUUUCCCUUGUGCAAAUUUUGGAGAUAGGUUUUGACAUUUAGCAGGCACUGGGCACCAGACAGAGACAUAGGCUGUUGGAUCUUCUACCCCCUUCUUACAGAGCAAUUGGGCAAAACUUUCUAAACUCCGCCUUUGGGCAGAAUCCUUAGUUGGGAUUGCUCUUUGACCUGUCGGGAGUGAACUGCAGGGUUUUUUGUUUUGUUUUGUUUUUUCCCCCUCCCAUAGAGAGAAAUUUCCUAGUUUGUUAGAAAAGGUGUACAUCACGUUUUCGGCCUACUUUCCAGGGUCGAACCUACCCUGGAGAGACUUUGUCCAAAAAUAAACCCAAAUGAAAGAGAGACCUGAAAUCAGUGCUACACAGAGUUUUUAGCCACCAAAGUGAGCUUCAUUUCAUGCUUGGGCUCCCUGAGAUUUGCCUCGGAGUCCUUGGCAUACACUGCAGUAGCAAAGAGACCGCUAUGGUAACUUAUGUUCCUGAGAAGGAGAGGGCUAAGCCAAACAUCUCAUAGCAUUCUCAAAAUGUGCAGGUGGAAAAUUCUUUGGGAAACCACUGGAGAACAGUAACAGAAAUAAGAAAUAUUUCCCUUCUGUAGUCAGUAGAAAAGAGAUUUCACACCAUCCUAUCAAAGGGAAAUACUCCGUUCAAGGCUUCAGUUCUUCCCAGUUUUCUAGGGCUUGAUGGCAGCUAAUGUAGAGAAGUCUAGAAGCAAAGCCAGUUCCACAAGUAAGCAAAAAAAAAUGCCACCUGACUCUGCUCCACUUGCCCACGGACCAGAGCCCUUGAGAGACAGACUCCUUCAGUUUGCGGAAUCUAUGCCUUCACAUCAGACAGAUGAGUUCUAGAUAGAACGCGGCGUAAACCUGCCUCCUGUCACUAUCCUACGGGGGAGCAGUUGACUAAUCUUGCAUCAGAAGAUUCUCGAGAGGAGCAGCCCUGCUGCUUAAUCUUCAGAGAUCCACCAAGUAGCACUGCGGAUGCUUAACUUGGUAUUUUGAUGCCUUCAAAAAGGUGGCAGAUUCUAAGACCUGUGCAGCUCAUCCUUUUCUCAGGUGCUCUGCAGAAAGUGCUCUGUAAUUGUUGCUGAGUCACUCUGAGGACAGAUCAGUUGUGACCAAUUAACUCCAGUGUGGAAGCAUGUGGGUCUGGAGUGCUUCACUUGAAGGCAGAGGGAAGCAGGGACAGAGGCACUGCAGGGAAAUCUUCAAACUGCCAAACUCAAGGAAACUCACUUAAGGUGAGGUCCAUGUUCCUUUUUGUUACCAAAAAUGUCAAACCCCCGAGGGGGUAAGUCUGGGCUUUAGGGAACAUGUGUGUGUGUGUGUGUGUAUGCUCUGUUCAGAACAGUUAGUUACAAUGCCGUAAUGAAAAUGGCACUCAAACUGCUUCAGCCACUAUCUUUGUCUUGCCAUCAAAGUAACAUUACGUCAGCGUGACAGUCUGUCUGUGAAGCCAGUCCUGUGCGUUGCAUGCCUACAAAAUGGUCCUAAGAUUAGACCAUUCUUGAAAUAAAUACUUCUUCAUAGGUCACAAGGUUGCAUUUGUUUCCUUCUGUCCUAACUCUGUACCUCAAGAGGAAAAUAGUAUCAGCUGGAUGUAAGGAAAACCCAUUCAUUCCAAGUAAAUUUCAAAAGUACCUUCAGAGAGUCCACAGCUGUCUGUGCCAUAUAUCGCUAAUGGGGAAAAAGGGCCUUUAAGUCAUCAGUUGUCUUAUGGCUGAAAUUAUGCAGUGAAGAAGUUUAUCAUUCUAAGCACACGUUCUUUCUAUAAUCUAUUAUUGCCCAUCAGACCAGAUCCCCAUCAGCUUUCUGGGCAGGAAAAUCUCAGGCCAACUAUGAAAAGAUUGGUAAGGGAGCCAACUGGUCUUCCAGCCAUAUGGACACUGCACAAUUAAUGCACAGACUUUGGUGACGGAUGCUGCUUUUGUUGGACAGGUACUGCAUGCAAUAAUACGCUCUCCACCCACACCCCAAAUUCCUUCCUGUACAUCUAGAUCUGCCGCUUCCCUUAGUCCAUCCUUUGGAUUUUACCAGCAUUAAAAUUCCAUUCUAAGAAAUGGUAAAGCCAGAUACCAGUACAGCGGAGAGAUAUUUCUUUAUCUGACAACAGUUUUUCUUCUCUUAACCUCCUCAGAUUUUAAUGUAAUUUGGCCAACAUUAGGUGGUUUAUGCUCUGCAGACACCGUAGGAAGUGUUAAGGGAAAGCAUUCUCAACUACAAGACUUCCAUGACAUUAGUUCUCUGCGUAUUUUACAGCACAUGAAACACACACUCUGGCAGUGAUUCUAGGGGAUACAGCUAAGCCCCAUCUCUGCUAACUGACAUGUUUGAUCCUGCCUCCAAAAUUUGCAGAGGAAACCCAUCGGGAAAAGAAAAAGCAGGUAAGCAAAUUUGUCUUUUUUGCACUAGAGAUAGACUGGUGUCUUGGUGAUUCUUGUUUGUUUCCUAGGGAUCAGGGCUGGCUCCAGGGUUUUGGCCGCCCCAAGCAGCCAAAACAAAAAAACAACAAAACAAAAAAAGCCGCGAUCGCGAUCUGCGGCAGCAAUUCGGCGGGAGGUCCUUCGCUCCCAGGCUAAGUCCGCCGAAUUGCCGCUGAAUACCUGGACGUGCUGCCCCUCACCGGAGCGGCCGCCCCAAGCACCUGCUUGACAAGCUGGUGCCUGGAGCCAGCCCUGCUAGGGAUGGAGGAGAAAGGACUACUUCAGUGGGGGGAACAUCAGAGAUGGCUUGUCUCAUGAUGUUUACAAGCCCUUUUAGAUGUCAUUAUAAGUGCUCUUGCUCUCAGCUGACAGAACUGAAAGCCUGUCAAGGAAGGAGAAAUGGCUUCUGAUGUUCCCGGAUAGCUAUUUUAUUAGCUUCUAGCUUCAUAGCAUACAGUAGGAUGACAUAGCUGAAGAAAAUUAGUACACCUGAGACUGUCAGCCUUGUAUUCGUUGAGAAUGAAAAGUAGUUUGAUCAGUUUGUGUAAAAACAUAUCCAUCCUUCUUUCCUCUCAAAAGAUUGGAGCUCUCCCUCAGGAAAGAAAUGAAAGCUGUUUCUGCUCCUUUAGCAAUUGCUUCAGAGCAAAGUGCAGCUGUAUCAUUGUAUCUUCUACUUGAUAGAUCACUUGAAGUUUAGAAACGGAGAGAAAUGUUCCACUUAUUUAAAACCUAAAAUGGGCAUUAUUAGGGGAGUUGGCAGGCUGACCUUGGUUCUGCUAGUGCUUGUAUCCAGUGUAGCUGAAUGGGUUGGGACUUGCUAAUCAGGUACCACAAUAUUAAGCUCUAUACGUGAAGAACAGCAUGAUCUAAUGGACUGAACUCAGGCCUGAGUGAAGAGCUGCCUAGUUCUAAUCCUACUGCUGCUACUAACCUGCUGCAUGGCUGUGGCAAGUUUACUUCCACUCUGUCUCACUGUCCACAGCUGCUUAUCUCACAGGUAUGCACUAUAUAAAUGCCAAGUAUUCUUAAAGCCAUAAUACAACAAGUGAAGCAGAUACACAGGUUAUCUGUCCUCUUCAGCCACUUGACCUUUUAGUCUUGUCAUGGCACACUAGAGAUGUUCAGCAAUCAGCUGUAACACUUCAGUCUUGAAAUCACUUGUGUCUACAAGGCUACACCUGGAGUGACUGCAAAUUUUUAUUUCACAACCGGAAUACCAUGCUCUGGUAAAAUGGUUAUAAACAAGUGUAUAACUUGCUCAUAAUUAUCGUUCUCUGUCUUCCUAAACAUUUCGUUUCUAGGAAGGAAUUGCUGCUCUGAUUCUAACAAGGAAUUUGCUCUCCAAAUACAAAUGUUUGUAUAAAAGUGCUGAAACUGCAAAGCAAUAAAAAUCUGUGUAACA